GUCUCUUGAUUAGGUUAUUUCUGCUCGUAAAGGGGAAUUUGAAACUGGAUAUGAGAAGGGUGGGCAGACCCGUGAACAUGUCCAAUUGGCAAAGACGUUAGGUGUUGCAAAGCUACUUGUAGUAGUUAAUAAGAUGGAUGAGCACACUGUCAACUGGUCUAAAGAAAGGUAUGAUGAAAUUGAGUCAAAGAUGACACCUUUUCUGAAGUCUUCAGGCUACAAUGUGAAGAAAGAUGUUCAGUUCCUACCUAUAGCUGGUCUUGCUGGUUUAAACAUGAAAGCAAGAAUAGAUAAGAGCAUAUAUCCUUGGUGGAAUGGCCCCUGUCUAUUCGAAGCCCUUGAUCGUAUUGAAGUUCCUCUCAGAGAUCCCAAAGGUCCAUUUAGGUAUUCUUUAUAGCCUAUCUUCCAUGGCAGGGCU
Messenger RNA from Hibiscus syriacus, 418 nucleotides. RefSeq names its product eukaryotic peptide chain release factor GTP-binding subunit-like. Gene Ontology annotation, cellular component: translation release factor complex. Gene Ontology annotation, molecular function: GTPase activity; translation release factor activity. Gene Ontology annotation, biological process: translation. The coding region runs from base 134 to 397 and encodes 87 amino acids. Lineage: Eukaryota; Viridiplantae; Streptophyta; Magnoliopsida; Malvales; Malvaceae. The transcript has 3 exons. The record is from RefSeq and is a predicted model, not a curated record.